Cinara cedri is the source of this 1445-nucleotide messenger RNA. The record is from the annotation of a GenBank genome assembly. Lineage: Eukaryota; Metazoa; Arthropoda; Insecta; Hemiptera; Aphididae.
UUAAUUUUAAAUUUACAAUUCAUCAUUCACGAGUAGAAAGAUAUGGUUUUAUAAAUAUAAAUGCAUAUUUAACGGUUUCUAUUUGUUGAUCGCUCGUUUAAUUUUAAAGACUAUUGCAACACUAUUCUUAUUAAUCUUUUAUCGGAUCACAAAAUCGUAAAGCCGGUGUCUGGUACAGUAUACGAGUAUACUGUACACCUUGUGUAUAACAUCUUUUUAGGGACAGGGAAACACGAAUUCCCCGAGGGACGUUCUUCAGGCAACGAUGAUGGACAGAAUGAUUCCCCUCGGAACGAUGUGUGCGUGCGCGUGUAAGGAGUUUUUUCCCUUUUUCUCCUCGUCCAGAUGUAUUUUUAUAUUUUCUUUUCAAACGACAAACUCAUAUAUAUUCUCGAGUUUAGAACGGCGGGGGAUAAAAUCGUAACCGCGCACAGCAGUUGCCAACCGAGGAGGGUCGUUUUUAGUAUGUAUAGGGUAGGUGGGCGAUUCUUCAAUAAUUCAAAGUUCCAAAACGAGGGAUCUUUACCGACAAACAGCACAUAAAUUGCAAUAAACCUCGGCCGGUAGACACUAGUGUUUCAACACUGCACGAUCAGCCAUAAUAUAAGUUUCAACACACAAGAGCUUUCACCGAAAUUAGCUAUCAUGAUGAUGCGAAAAAACACUAUACCCCGCAGUUGUCCAUAUGAACAGAACCCAUUGACACCGCAUAUUACUGCUGAAAACUCUGAACACAAGUCACGUAAACUGCGUUUUUUUCAGUAUAGACACACAACACGAUCGUUUUUACCAUACGCAUUGUCGUCUCUGGUGAAGAUUAACGGCUCUUUUGGGAUUGCAAAUAACAGAACCGGCUUAUUUCGUAGGACACUGGAAUGGUGGAAAAGUAAAGAAAAUGACCCAUGGAUGAAGUCGAUCUUUGUUUUCUAUUCAUUCGUAUUCGCUUUAGUAGCCACCCUCAGUCCUUAGAUAAUACGAAACAAUACUCCCGGGGCCAUCAACUUUGAUUAUUUUAAAGAUACCAUUUAAGUGUCCGCGACCCUACAUUAUGAUGUUUAUUGUUAUUUGUCUUCCUAUUUGUUUAAAUCCGUGUAACGUCCGAGGAAAUUUUAAGUGCUUAAAUACUGCUACCAUCAUAAAUAUGAGUAAUUAUUACUAUACACAACUAAGAAUGGUCACGACAAAUAUUUAUACAGACGUAUACAGUUUUGCUUUACAAACAAUUAACACUUAGGCUAUUGCGAAAAUCAAUUCAUUAUGAAACACUACUGUAGAAUUAACUUUUUAGAACCUUAGAAGUUUAGGUAAAUCGAUAUUCGUCGUAUAUUGUUGAUCAAAUCGAAACAAUACAAAUAAUCUAACAUUUCAUGUUUCUAACGAUUUUAUUUGAGUUUUUUUAAAGUACGAAAAUCUUAAUUACAUUUGUUUCUAUUCGUCUUCUAUUC